Messenger RNA from Plasmodium falciparum 3D7, 1740 nucleotides. RefSeq names its product RNA cytosine C(5)-methyltransferase NSUN2 (gene NSUN2). NCBI's taxonomy places the organism in Eukaryota, Apicomplexa, Aconoidasida, Haemosporida, Plasmodiidae. The record is from RefSeq and is a predicted model, not a curated record. Gene Ontology annotation, molecular function: RNA binding; methyltransferase activity; RNA methyltransferase activity. Gene Ontology annotation, cellular component: mitochondrion.
AUGAAAUGCAUUGGUAGAGUAGGUUACCUUUUAAACUUAAAAAAAGAAUAUGGAGAACGUGCUGAUAUGCUACUAAAAAGGUUAGAGGAAGAUAAAAUGAUACAAGGAGGAUUUAUAACCGAUUUUAUACAAACAGAUUAUAUUAACAUUACGAAAAUAUUAUUAUAUAUGAUGAAAAAUAAUAAAGUGAUAACAUGUUUUGACGGUUUAUAUGUAGAUAAAGAAUAUCAAAAAUAUUUUGUUUUAUAUGAAAAUGAUAUAUUUAAUAUAUAUGAAAUGAAUAAGACAAAUAAUAUAAAGGAUGAAACUAGUAAUAAAAUGAAUAGUAAUGUUGGAUAUAAUUAUAUAACAAAUGAUGAUAAAAUUAAAAAUAAUAUACAUAAUGAUAUGACAAAAAAUGAUACGACAAAUGUUGUGGAUGAUCAUUUAAAUGUUAUAAAUGAUAUUAAUUAUAAUAAUAACGAAAAAAAUAGUUCUUAUAAUAAUAUUAUUAAUAAUAUACAUGAUAAAAAUGUAUAUUAUAAAAAAAUAAAUAUCCAAGAAUCUGAGUUAUUAAAUAUAAACGAUAUAAUAAAAUAUGAUGGAUCUAUUGAAAAUGUAGAAAAAAUCAUUUAUUAUUUAAAUCCAUGUUCAAUAUUGUGUGCCUAUUUUCUUGAUAUUAAACAAAAUGAACAUGUUUUAGAUAUGUGUGCUUCUCCAGGGGGGAAGUCUUUAUAUAUAGUCAAUAAAUUAUUUGGUUAUAAUAUAUCUCCUCUGAACAGAAUAAAAAAUGUAGAAAUAAUAUAUCCUGAUGCGGUAAAUAAUGAUAAAGAUAAUAUCAAUAAUGAGGAUAAUAAUAUCAAUAAUAAACAUAAUAACAAUAAUGAUGAUAAUAAUAUCAAUAAUAAUCAUCAUAAUAAUCAUCAUAAUAAUCAUCAUAAUAAUCAUCACAAUAAUCAUCAUAAUAAUCAUCAUAAUAAUCAUCAUAAUAAUCGUAAUAUUUAUAAUUAUGACCAUAUUUAUAAUAAUGCGAAAAAUUUCGGUGUACAAAUUGAUUGUUGUAUGGAUGUAGUAAAUUAUAACAAAAUAAAUAGAAAUGGUUUUCUUGUAAUUAAUGAAUACAAUAAAGUAAGAUAUGAACGCUUAAAAAAAGUACUAGAUAAAUAUAUUCCUAGCGAUUUAAUAAAUAGAUCUAGUAAUAUACAUGUAACAAAUUAUAAUGGUUUAAAUAUUAAUUCAUUUUUGAGAUUUCCAAAAUUUCACAAAAUUUUAUUAGAUGUACCAUGUUCUACUGAUGAACAUUUAAUUAAACAAGGAACAAAGGAAUUAAAUAAAUGGUCUAUUCAUGUUAUUAAAAAUAAUUCAGAUAUACAAUUACAAUUACUUAUUAAUGCUUUUACUCUACUACAUACAGGUGGUGUUAUUAUCUAUUCCACAUGUGCUUUGUCAUAUCUUGAAAAUGAUUAUGUUAUUGAAAAAUUUCUUAAAAAAUAUAAAAACAAUAUUCAAAUUAUAGAUUUUAUACACGAAGAGUAUCAAACGAAAAUAUCACAAUAUCUCUCAAAUUAUGUAAAUAACAAAAGGAAUCAUAAUCAUAAUAUAGAUAAUCUUCAUAAGAAUCAAUCAUACCAAUAUAUAAAUCAUCUUAAGGAAAAUACAUUGUUUUUGAAGUUUUUUGAAAAAACAAGGUAUGGAUAUAUUUCCUUACCCGAUCGAUCACCCUUUGGUAUAUUGUAUAUAUGUAAAAUUAAAAAAAUUUAA